CGAAGGGGAGGGAGUGUGGAUCAUGCAUGUGCAUUAACUCAGCUCCAGCGGCACAGCAGCAGCAGAAGCAGCAGCAAACAGAAACAGCAGUAGCACAGGAGAGAAAUAGAGAGAAAGACAGAAAGGGAGAAUUGGAGGGAGGGUAGUAGUCUCAGGCACAGGAACAAUAGCUGCAGAGGACUGCUUUCCAUCUCCACUAAAAGAACAACGGAGGAGUAAUAGAAGGAGGAGGGGAUGUUCAUGAUAGUAGUGAGGCAAUAACGGAAGAGAAGAGUCACAUUGUAGGCACUGAGGACUGGAAUCAAGGCUCUUCUCUGCUCUCCAUGUUUUUGGGGACUCAACAUACCAUUGCCUUCGUUUCCAAACCCAGAGGAGGAUGUCUGUGUCGGGAAAGAAGGAUUUUGACGUGAAGCAGAUCCUCAGGCUCCGCUGGCGCUGGUUUAGCCAUUCAUCCCAAGGUUCGGCUGGCAGUGGAGGCGGAGGCGGUGGAGGGGUGGGUGGGUACAUCCAGCAGGAUGGCCUGGACCACAGAGGGACGCCUGUCCAGGGCCGGCUGAAAAGCCACUCACGUGAAAGAGGCAUUGGAGGACUACGAAAGAAUAACAGCCCGGUUCACAGUAUUUUGGCACCUACGCCAGGGCCCACACCUGUCUAUGUCCGAACGGGUCAACAAUCAUGGCACCAUCAGCAAAACACCAUUCAGGGUCUCCAGGUCAACGAGGAAUCCUCAAAGAGCAGCUCCUCACCGAGCACCACAAGAAAGGAGGACACCAUCACUGGCCAGGAAGAUGUAAAAAGCAGCACAGAGGAACCUGCAGAGGUGGAGGCCAGAGAGAGGUUGGCCCUGAGCACCUUCUCCAAAAUGAACACCAACUCCUCGGAUGAGUUUUUCCAGGCCACAAAUCAUGCAGAACAGACUUUCCGUAAGAUGGAAACCUACCUCCAGCACAAGCAGCUGUGUGAUGUUCUCUUGAUAGCAGGGGAUCAUAAGAUACCCGCUCACAGACUGGUGCUGAGUGCUGUGUCGGACUACUUUGCUGCUAUGUUCACCAGCGACGUGAGAGAGGCAAAGCAGGAGGAGAUCAAGAUGGAGGGAGUCGAUCCAGAAGCCCUCAGGUCCCUGGUUCAUUUCGCCUAUACCGGUGUCCUUGAGCUGAAAGAGGAGACCAUUGAGAGUUUAUUGGCGGCAGCUUGCCUUCUCCAGCUUUCACAAGUCAUCCAGGUUUGCUGUAACUUCCUGAUGAAACAGCUUCAUCCCUCCAAUUGCCUGGGAAUACGCUCCUUUGCAGACGCCCAGGGCUGCGUGGACCUGCUCAAUGUGGCUCACAACUACACCACGGAACACUUCCUGGAGGUCAUUCAGAACCAGGAGUUUCUGCUGCUCCCCACGGCUGAGAUUGUUAAGCUGCUUUCCAGCGAUGACAUCAACGUCCCCGAUGAGGAGACCAUCUUCCAGGCUUUGAUGAUGUGGGUGCGGUAUGACGUCCAGCAACGACAAAAAGACCUCGGUAUGCUGCUCGCCUUCAUCCGUCUGCCUCUUCUUCCUCCACAGCUCCUUGCAGAUCUGGAAAACAACAAGAUGUUCUCUGAUGAUCUGGAAUGCCAAAAGCUUCUGAUGGAGGCCAUGAAGUACCAUCUCCUGCCUGAGAGACGUCCGAUGUUUCAGAGCCCAAGAACCAAACCUAGGAAGUCCACUGUGGGCGCACUUUACGCUGUAGGAGGGAUGGAUUCUACCAAAGGCUCCACCACCAUAGAGAAGUAUGACCUGCGGACUAACACUUGGGUCCAAGUUGGAGUAAUGAACGGACGCAGGCUGCAGUUUGGUGUAGCAGUAAUAGACAACAAGCUGUAUGUGGUCGGAGGGAGGGAUGGACUCAAGACGUCCAACAUGGUGGAGUGCUACAAUCCUAUCAAUAAAGUGUGGUCCACCAUGCCACCGAUGUCAACACACAGACAUGGACUUGGUAUAGCUGUGCUAGAGGGCCCCAUGUAUGCUGUGGGAGGCCACGACGGCUGGAGCUACCUCAACACGGUGGAGCGCUGGGACCCGCAGGCCAGACAGUGGAACUACGUGGCCAGCAUGUCGACACCACGGAGCACCAUGGGAGUCACAGCACUCAAUGGAAAAUUGUUUGCAGUAGGUGGUCGAGACGGCAGCUCGUGUCUGAGGUCCAUGGAGUGCUUCGAUCCGCACACCAACAAGUGGAGUAUGUGUGCUCCCAUGGCCAAAAGGCGAGGAGGAGUGGGUGUGGCAACAUACAACAACUUCCUGUAUGCCGUAGGCGGACACGACGCCCCCGCUUCUAACCACUGUUCCAGACUCUCCGAUUGUGUUGAAAGGUAUGACCCAAAGACGGACACAUGGACCACUGUGUCGUCCCUCAGUGUCCCCCGGGACGCAGUGGGUGUUUGCCUGCUGGGGGACCGACUCUAUGCUGUGGGGGGGUACGACGGCCAGUCAUAUCUGAACACUGUCGAGUCCUAUGAUGCACAGAACAAUGAGUGGACAGAGGAGGUCCCUCUCAACAUUGGCAGGGCAGGCGCCUGCGUGGUGGUGGUGAAAUUGCCUUGAGCGUUUUGUCUCACGACAUCAUGGGAAACAAAUGAGAAAGUGGUGAAGAAGAGUGGACAAACAAAACAGCGGAUCAAGGACACAUCCUUCGAGAGUCAUGUUUUUUUCUUUUUAACUCGGCUUUCAACAUUUUCAGAGGGAAACACAGACAGAGCCUUGCCCAUAAACCAUUGUUCCUAUCAUUAGUGGACAUGCCUUCCCACUGGGGAGGACUUAUUCAGAAACUGGAAUGCAAUGCACAUUCUCCACAUUCUCAACCGAUCAAGAAUUUUCAGACUUGGCUAAGCUGUAGCAAGUGCCAAGCCUUUGUUGUACUGUUUUGUUAGUUUUCUGAAAUGUUCUGUGUAUGUCCAUAACAUUUAAUUUAGAAGUGACAUAUUGAGUAAAUUAGCCAUCUAUACAGAGACUUUUCUUAUCAGUGCCAUCACAUACAAUAUAUUUUGGGCUUUAUAUUUCACUUUAUAGCCACUCAAUUGAAAGUUGUUAUGAUACAUACAUGUAACCAAGUACCUGUGUAUUUCCUUAGUGAGUGGUCUGUACAGAUUCUUACUCUUUAGCAAAGAAGACCACUGUGAUGAGUUUGUCCAGACUGGUUUAAAGAACAGGAAUGAAAUCAAGCUUUUUGCUAAAAUAUACAACUGAACAUUUUCUUUUUUAUUGAGACUGUAGCUGCAGAACACCAAAGUAAUUUGCUUGUCUUAGAGGUCUUGUUACACUUUAAAGAAAAGUUUACAAAAUUGUAAAUUACAGAAAAUAUAUCAUAUUGAUAUUUCACACUGCUGUACAGAUUUUUGUGAACUUUCUGAAACCACAUGUGUUGUUAGAAUCAUGCUUAAACCAGUGCACUCUGCUGACCACCGAUGUGAUUAUUAUUGUUAUUAUUCUUUUUGAUUUCUGGGCAUGCUGGCUGAGCGAAUGUUUGACUUGAUUUAUACAAUAUUAUAUAUCAAGAUCCUUGUCUGUUCUGCAUUUUUAAGGAUAUGAUGCCUUUUCGGUCAUGUGGAUGAUCUUAUAAUUUAUAACAUACCCAUUGGAUUCAUUUAGAAAAAAAAGCAGACUAUGUCUAAGUGACAGCAGUUGCAACUAAACCAGCUAUCUGAGUCUUAUGUGCAUUACUCAGAAACAAGAUCUUACUUGUAUGUCUUAAAAGUAACAACAAUAAUGACUUUAUCACAAUAAGAACACUUUGUACCUGUGUUUGGGGCCGAAUGUUAGUUUUUAUCAUAAUUUUGUACAGCAUGCAAACCUAUAAAUAAACUUUCUUCAGUCUUCUC
Messenger RNA from Trematomus bernacchii (emerald rockcod), 3846 nucleotides. It is a transcript of the gene klhl4, whose product is annotated as kelch-like family member 4. The record is from RefSeq and is a predicted model, not a curated record. Gene Ontology annotation, molecular function: protein binding. The transcript is spliced from 11 exons. Bases 377 to 2572 code for a protein of 731 amino acids. Lineage: Eukaryota; Metazoa; Chordata; Actinopteri; Perciformes; Nototheniidae.